AGGUGCAAAGCCUGACUCAUUUCUCUAUUGAGGGAAGCCACCGUCUGUCUCUGUGGCUAGGUUGAAAUAACAUACAUGCAUUAUUUUACCAUUUUUAUUUAGUAUUUAGCGGGUAUUUUAAUAAGAGUGACAUGGUUUACCCUGGGCAGUGAAGAAUUAAAGAGGCAGAGGUCACGCUGAGCAGCUAGCAGUUUGUAUUAGCAAACAGCUUUAGCAUUAAGUAGUUCAGUCUGGGGCAGCGCGAGCCUGAAGCCACACCACUGAGCUGCUCGUGGUUGUUUUUCAAACACUACUGCGGGCCACUGCUCGGGACGGGAAGACGGGAAAGGUUUUUGACGAGUAUGGACAGUAUCCUGGACAGUCUCUCCACAUCUGAGUUUAUCAGCAUAUGUGUUCGAGACCCCAGGCUUGUUAGGGAUGAUUUCUGGCACACACACAUCGACUAUGAGAUCUGUGUCCAUACAAAUAGCAUGUGCUUUCGUAAGAAGACUUCCUGUGUGAGGCGGCGUUACAGCGAGUUUGUCUGGCUGCGUCAUUGUCUGGAGCAGAACGCUUUGAUCAUAAAGUUACCCAAGUUGCCGCCAUGGAACCCGUUCAUCAGCUUGAGGAACAAGGAGCAGAUCUCUAACAGGAUGCAGGGCCUGCAGGAGUUCUUGGAAAAUGUUCUUCAUACACCUCUGCUGUUGUCAGACAGUCGGCUCCAUCUGUUCCUCCAGUCUGAUCUGAGCAUCAGAAGGAUGGAGCGGUGUGCUCGAGGUAAAACACGCUACUCAGUGGGUGAAGCUAUUCAGCGCUCUGGCAGCACCAGCAGUAGCAGCAGCUACAUCAGCAGGCUGGAGAAGUCGUCCUCCUGUGACUCUGACAGUGAAAGCAGCUCCUCUUCGUCAGGCUUUGGGCUGAGUGUGGACACCACGCUGCGAGGAAGCCCCCUCCCGUUCUCGGACUCCCCCGAUGAAGACCCUGAGCUGUGCAGCUGUCUCACCCAAUCCCAAACCUCGUUAGGUGCGUCCUGAAGCACAGCAGUUUUACCUGACCACCUGCCCUGUGGUCAUUAAUUUAUCUGCUUGUUUGUGAUACUACAUAGAGCUCUCGCUUUUCUUAAUCAGUUAGAGCAGAAUGCUUUGUUUUACUUUUGUUAUCAGCAUUAUUGUCAAAUUUGUUUUAAUCAUUUACUUUUUUUCUUAAAGUCAUACUUUGUUGAUUUAAUUGUGUACACAAAUACUUCUGUUUUAAAAAAAUGUAAAGUAAACUUAAAUUUGUGAAAGGAAUUCUUAAGUAUUAAGUAUAUUUUUAUCUGUACUGAAGCUGUGCUGUGGCUGGCAAAGAAUGUGUUUCGAAUGAGAGAUUUUACAAAAAUAAGAAUUGUAUAAUUUUCUAAUGAAUAAAUAGUCCUUUUUAUAGAGAGAA
This is a messenger RNA of Cheilinus undulatus (humphead wrasse), 1407 nucleotides long. It is a transcript of the gene snx10a, whose product is annotated as sorting nexin 10a. The transcript is spliced from 7 exons. NCBI's taxonomy places the organism in Eukaryota, Metazoa, Chordata, Actinopteri, Labriformes, Labridae. The record is from RefSeq and is a predicted model, not a curated record. The coding region runs from base 342 to 1013 and encodes 223 amino acids. Gene Ontology annotation, molecular function: phosphatidylinositol binding. Gene Ontology annotation, biological process: intracellular protein transport.